Messenger RNA from Hyaloscypha bicolor E, 1365 nucleotides. Its product is annotated as S-adenosyl-L-methionine-dependent methyltransferase. The record is from RefSeq and is a predicted model, not a curated record. Gene Ontology annotation, molecular function: methyltransferase activity. The transcript has 9 exons. The coding region runs from base 90 to 1181 and encodes 363 amino acids. NCBI's taxonomy places the organism in Eukaryota, Fungi, Ascomycota, Leotiomycetes, Helotiales, Hyaloscyphaceae.
CAUCACCCAACGACACUCUACUCUUCAAUUAUAUUAGCGUUACACAAAAGAUCCCCAUUCGUAUUUUGAUUACUUCAGUUUGGCGCAGCAUGACUCCUCCUGCGACAACGGACAAGGGUAGUGAGUUUGAAGCAGAGAGGGUAUCCGCAGCCGUUCCCAAUGAAACGACGGGCGGUGUGGGUGGUGCAUCAGUGACAGUGUUGCCGCCCGAGCCCGUCCAUGGGUUGGAUGUUGAUAAUAACAGUGACGCCGAUUCUGCAGUCGACGGUGUGGAGGACUUCUCGUCAACGGCUUCAGUUCGUUCCAGUGUGUAUGAUUAUAUCGAAGAGAAUGGAAGGAGAUAUCAUAGAUUCAAGGAAGGCCAGUAUCUAUUACCAAAUGACGAGUCAGAACAAGAAAGACUUGAUAUUCAACAUAAUCUCAUGCUUCUUGCUUUGGAUGGAAAACUACAUGUUGCACCAAUCGAGAACAUGCCAGGAGGCCUACAUAACGUCUUAGACAUCGCCACUGGAACAGGAAAUUGGGCCAUAGAUUUCGCAAACGCAUAUCCAACAACGAGUGUAGUCGGAACAGAUCUCAGUCCCAUCCAACCAGAAUACCUUCCCCCAAACUGCCGCUUCGAGAUUGACGACGCAGAAGACGACUGGCUCUUCCCCGUCCCAUUCGACUACAUCCACGGCCGCGCUCUCAUCACAUGUUUCAGAUCCCACCACACAGUCUUCACCCACGCAUUCAACUCACUCCGCUCAGGCGGCUAUCUCGAACUCCAAGACUGCGAUCUCCCCCUCCGUUUCAUAGACGAUAGCGGUAACGGCACCGCUCUCGGGACAUGGAGCCAGCGCCUUAUGGCCGGGGGUGCAGCACUCGGGAAAGAUCUCACGAGGGGGAGAAGGUAUAAGGAGAUUUUGGAGGAGAUUGGGUUUGUGGAUGUGGUGGAGAAGAGGACGCAGUUUCCUAUUGGGACGUGGGCGAUGGGGAGGAAGAAUAAGACGUUGGGGGCGUGGAUGAGGCAUGAUAUGUUGACGGGGCUGCAGGCUAUGAGUAUGGCGAUUAUGACGAGAGGGUUGGGGAUGGCGAGUGAGGAGGUGGAUGGGCAUUUGGUGGAUGUUAACGCGGAGAUUGAGAGUAAUAGGGUACAUGCUUACUACUCUAUUGUGUUGGUGUAUGCUCGCAAGCCUUAGGGCGUGAAGCGCAUCGCAGUGCCACAUACGACAGUAUCUAGAUGUAGGACGAAGCACUGUCUUCUACCCUCCUCUUAGCUUCUGGUAUCAUGGACACCUACAAAUACACCGGACAGCAUAGUUAUGCGGAUAGCUACUACGUAGACGAAUAGAAGUUCCCAAUCCGCAAUUCUUUCAGGUUCAG